Trichosurus vulpecula (common brushtail) is the source of this 434-nucleotide messenger RNA. RefSeq names its product ATP synthase-coupling factor 6, mitochondrial-like. The transcript has a single exon. The record is from RefSeq and is a predicted model, not a curated record. Gene Ontology annotation, biological process: proton motive force-driven ATP synthesis. Bases 14 to 298 code for a protein of 94 amino acids. NCBI's taxonomy places the organism in Eukaryota, Metazoa, Chordata, Mammalia, Diprotodontia, Phalangeridae. Gene Ontology annotation, molecular function: proton transmembrane transporter activity.
GGCCAGGAUCACCAUGGCUCUUAAAAGGCUCUCCAGGUUUUUAUCUCUUGUUCAGUCUGCAACUUUGGUGUAUCUUCGAAGGAACAUUGGUGUUACAGCUGUUGCAUUUAACAAGGAACUUGAUCCUGUUCAAAAACUCUUUGUAGACAAGAUUAGAGAAUAUAAAUCCAAGAGACAAACAGCUGGAGGACCUGUUGAUAUAGGUCCUGAAUAUCAACAAGAUCUGGACAGCGAACUAUUCAAGCUUAAGCAGAUGUAUGGUAAAGCAGAUAUGAAUACAUUCCCAAUUCAAAUUUGAAGAACCCAAAUUUGAAGAGGCACCUAAACCCUCAUCUUGAGGAUUCACUAUGGAGUGUAUAUUGCUGUUUGAUUCUUUGUCAGGAAUUAGUUGUAUAACUAAUCAAUAGUAACAAUAAAUUUUAAUUUCACUUUCA